AUGCACUCGGAAAAUACUCGUCAACUCGAUGGAUGGAUAUUUAGUUCAUUAACUGGUAUCUUAACAUCACCUUUAGGUCUUGUAUUAACAAACUCAACAAAAAACCAUACAGGUGUAAAACUCUGGAGAAAAACCAAAGAAUUCAAUGGUAAGUUUUGUAUUGUUCUGUCAGUAAUUGCUGAUUUUACUAAUAUUGAUUAUAUACUUUAUUUGGAUUUAUCUGAUAAAAAAUGUAUUAUAACAUUAAUUGAAGAAAUCAACAUUAUCAGCCGGUCAAAUACUUGUUCAACAUACAAAAUUGAAUUUUAA
Messenger RNA from Adineta steineri, 309 nucleotides. The record is from the annotation of a GenBank genome assembly. NCBI's taxonomy places the organism in Eukaryota, Metazoa, Rotifera, Eurotatoria, Adinetida, Adinetidae.